UAAACAAAGAGACUACUUUAUAGUGGCCUUGACAUUGACUAUGAAGUUGACGAGCCAGACAGAGGCAUAAUAAUCACAUGACUACUAUUUGUGUGUCAGUGGUAUUUUAUCAGGUUUGGCGAAAGACUUUGUGAACACCUCCUCUACCAUGAGCGUUAACAAAAAGUCUGCCAAGAAGACCUUCCAUGUAGACGAGUCUGACCUGCUGUGUAAGAACGGUUGUGGUUUCUAUGGUAACCCAGCAUGGCAGGGCUUUUGCUCCAAAUGUUACAGAGAAGUCUAUCAGGCAGCCAAGCAGGCUCAAGCUCAACAUGAUGAGCAGAAAACCAGGCCAUCAGAAGAAGCUGAGGAGACCACUAGUACUCCACUGUUCUCCAAGUUUACAGAGAAAAAGUCUGUACAGUUUAACAAGCGAUCUCACACAGUCAAAUCCAUCUUCAGGAAGACACCCACGAAAGAUUCUAUGGUCCAUGAGACCAAUAGCGCACGUAAAGAAAUAAAGCGAGUGAGUUUGGAAACCCAGCAACUGGGAACAGAAUUUGCAGAUUAUCUGAAGUCCAUCCGUAAAAAUGUGGCCGUAGAUGUGACCAAGAACACCAAGCUGAUUGUGGACAAACUGACCCAGAACACGGAGGCACCAGUGGAUGACCUGUCCGAAAUGAUCCAGGACUUUUACCAGAACAUGUCCGACAGGAUGAACAUGAACAGUACAUACAAAGGUCAGAGUCCUGAGAUGACAGAGAAACUGCUGGACUAUAUAGAGAAAUACGUGAUGGUGCGUGUUUACUCCAUGGUGUUCUCUCAGAAUAUCGAGGAUGAAGAAAAUGACUUGAAGACUCAGAACCUGAUCCGAAGUCUACACUGGGUGACUGCUCAGCAGCUUGACACGCCCAUCAAUGAUAAUGAGGAAGACGUCCGACAACUCGUGGACAAGGCCAUUACAGAAAUAAUUGAUAUGAAUUCAAAGAAAUCGCCCCCAGACAAGUUGGAUUGUGUCACUCGUUGCUGCAAGAACAUCUUCGAAAUGUUAAGCCUUUCCAAAGCGGGUCCAGCUAACGCGGAUGACUUCCUUCCCGCACUGAUCUUCGUCGUCCUGAAGGCCAAUCCUCCAUUACUCCAGUCCAACAUACAGUACAUCACAAGGUUUGCGAAUCCCAGAAGACUGAUGAGCGGGGAAGCAGGCUACUACUUCACUAACUUGUGCUGUGCUGUGACCUUCAUUGAGAGCAUCAACGCUGAAUCACUGAAUCUAACACAACAGGAAUAUGACAGGUACAUGUCGGGGGAGGCGAUCCCUCCCCAGAACGGACAGGACAAUACAUGUGAAGGUCUCCACACUAUGUGGCAUAACCUGCGGACUCUCUCCGAUCUCCGACAGCGACAAGAGAGAGUCAUGGCAGACACACUCCAACUCCAACAAGAUAUGAAAGAAUUUCAAGCUAGUUUUAAGCAGGAUGUGCAGAGUGUACUGGAGAAAAAUCCUUGUUCAAUCCGACCUCGGAAAAUGAAAAUUGACAUUGAUGCUGACACAGAAAAUGUCGCAAAUCUUCCAACACCACUACUUCCUGAACCAAUAAUGCCAACAAAUUCUGUGUCAGUGGUUGGGCAGGGAACCAGCCAAAGAGAACAGAGCCCCUCAGCAGAUUCCGUAGCAGGAGAGGUGGUUCCAAUGGACUUGCUCCGUUAAUCGUAGUGUGACUGAGAGAGUGUGCACGGGAAAAGAGAUUUUGUGUUGUGUAUGUGAAGAUAAGAUUGAAUUUGUGGAUUAGGUUUUGUGUGAGGAAGGUUUCAUAUUAUUGAUGUGAAGGGGUCAGUAGCUGUAGCCUGUAGUAAACAAAGCUGUAGAUCUGCGGAAUGUCUUCAUACUCAUAUCAACAUCACACAAGCACCAAUACUCAUGGAGAGAUGGGAGUGACAAGGGAGCGCACAAAUUUGUGUGUAUAUUUAUUGAGAACUUUUGUAUUAUUUAUAUUAAUGUAAUGUUCAAGGACAAGGCGUGGAAGUUGUGGACAAGGUUUAACUGUAAUUUCAUUGUUUCAUUUGUCUUCAUUGAUCAGAGCAUUUUGUAUGUAUAUAUGUUUGUAUGUGAAUGUCUACAAGCCUUUGUCUUUUAUUUUCUUUGUUUUUUCUGAGAUGGACUCAAAUAAAUUUUUGAAAUAA
Molecule: messenger RNA, 2160 nt
Organism: Ostrea edulis (European flat oyster)
Lineage: Eukaryota; Metazoa; Mollusca; Bivalvia; Ostreida; Ostreidae
Product: rab5 GDP/GTP exchange factor-like
Exons: 7
Coding region: 149-1687 (512 amino acids)
Biological process (GO): vesicle-mediated transport
Cellular component (GO): endocytic vesicle; cytosol
Molecular function (GO): small GTPase binding; zinc ion binding; guanyl-nucleotide exchange factor activity
Source: RefSeq, a predicted model, not a curated record